GAGAGGUCGCCAUCUUGAAAAACCGAGUGUUGUCUGUAGUUGACGUUCAACGGUUGUUUGUACAUAUUGCAAAUCAAUUUCUAGAUUUUGCAGUCGCACCAUGUGGAGGUUGACUUUGUCAAAGGCGGCCAGGGUUAAACCUUUGCAAGGUUUAACACCCUCCUUGCAAGUUGCAGCUCAACAUUAUGCAACUGCUCCAGCUCCUGAAAAAAUUGAAGUCUUUGUAAAUGACAAAAGUCUGUUAGUUGAUCCCGGAAUAACGGUAUUACAGGCCUGUGCGAUGGCUGGUGUAGAAAUUCCAAGGUUUUGCUAUCAUGACAGACUUUCUGUGGCUGGGAAUUGUCGCAUGUGCCUUGUUGAGGUGGAGAGAUCCAUUAAGCCUGUUGCAUCUUGUGCAAUGCCAGUAAUGAAAGGGAUGAAGGUCAAGACAGACUCACCAAUGACAAGAAAAGCAAGGGAGGGUGUGAUGGAGUUUUUGUUGGUGAAUCAUCCACUGGACUGUCCCAUCUGUGAUCAAGGUGGAGAGUGUGACCUUCAGGAUCAGUCAAUGGCUUUUGGUAGUGACAGAAGCAGAUUUGUAGACAACAGAUUUUCAGGAAAAAGGGCUGUUGAAGACAAAAAUGUAGGGCCACUAAUAAAAACUAUCAUGACACGCUGCAUUCACUGCACCAGAUGCAUUAGGUUUGCCAGUGAGAUUGCUGGUGUAGAUGAUCUGGGUACAACUGGAAGAGGGAAUGACAUGCAAGUUGGAACAUAUGUGGAGAAAAUGUUUAAGUCAGAGCUGUCAGGAAACAUUGUUGAUCUAUGCCCAGUUGGAGCCCUCACAUCAAAACCAUAUGCAUUUACAGCCAGACCCUGGGAACUCAGGAAAACUGAUUCUGUGGAUGUGAUGGAUGCUGUAGGAAGUAAUAUUGUAGUAAACACAAGAUGUGGUGAAGUCAUGAGGAUUCUACCGAGGCUGAAUGAGGAUAUAAAUGAAGAGUGGAUUUCAGACAAGACAAGGUAUUCCUAUGAUGGGCUGAAACGACAGCGUCUCACUAAACCGAUGGUCAAAGAUGACAAAGGGAACCUGAUGCCCUGCACAUGGGAGGAAGCUCUGGUGGAAGUCGCUCAGAAACUAUCCGAGGUCAAGGGUAAUGAAGUAGCAGCUGUCGCUGGGGGAUUUGCCGAUGCUGAGGCCUUGGUGGCUUUGAAAGACUUGCUUAACAAGUUUGACAGUGAGGGGUUGUACACUGAGGAAGGAUUUCCAUCAGAUGGAGCAGGGACUGACUUCAGAUCCAGUUACAUCAUGAAUAGCACCAUCGCAGGAAUUGAGGAUGCAGAUGUAUUGCUGAUUGUCGGGGCUAACCCCAGAUAUGAAGCCCCUCUGGUGAAUGCCCGUAUCCGCAAGGGGUGGAUGCACAAUGACCUCCAAGUUGCUCUUGUUGGUACAAAAGUGGACCUCACAUACACUUAUGAGUAUCUUGGUGAUACGGCUAGCAGCCUGAAAGAGAUUGUAUCUGGGGGACAUGCGUUUUCAAAGGUUUUGGCCAAUGCUGAGCGCCCCAUGAUAUUGGUAGGGAAUACCAUUCUUCAGGGACACGAAGGUGCUGCAGUACAUCAAGUAGUUGCUGAUAUGUCGCACAAGUUGAGGAGUUCUAAGAAAGUCGAGAAAGGCUGGAAGGUCCUUAAUGUGCUACACAGGGUGGCCAGCCAAGUCGCGGCUCUGGAUAUUGGAUACAAGCCUGGAGUCAACAAAAUGACAGAGAAACCCAAACUGCUGUUCUUGCUGGGCGCUGAUGCUGGUCUUGUGAAGCGGGAAGAUCUUCCAAAAGACUGUUUUAUUGUGUAUCAAGGUCACCAUGGCGACCAUGGCGCACACAUCGCUGACGUCGUCCUGCCCGGUGCAGCGUACACAGAGAAGACCGCCACUUACGUAAACACAGAGGGGAGGGCCCAGCAGACCAGGAGGGCUGUCACGCCACCCGUGUACGCGCGUGACGAUUGGAAGAUCAUCAGAGCGCUGUCAGAGAUCGCGGGUAAUACCCUUCCAUACGACAACUUAGAAGAAAUCAGACGAAGACUCUCCGAGCUGUCUCCGAACCUGACUCGGUAUGGUGACGUAGAGGAGGCGAACUUCUUCAACUUAGCUCUGGGUUUGAUGCAGGGCUCUAAAGCACAAUCGUUGAAGCAACCCCUGCAGCCAAGUAUUCUGGAACUGAAGGAUUUCUACAUGACGGACGCCAUUAGCCGUGCUUCGCAGACCAUGGCUAAAUGUGUAAACGCUGUACAAACAAUGAAGUGAAAGCUGUGGAGAGAAAAAAAGAAGAAACUACCAAUUUGUAAAUAGGCCGUUUGAGGAAGCCAUUUACACGCCGCCAAGACAAGCACUGUUACAGUAAUUGAUGGACUUUAUAAUUUUCUGUAUCAAAAUGGUUUCCGUCGUAGGCUUGUAAGAAAUAAAAUAUAUGCGUCAAUCAUUAGGCAAUAAGAGAGCCUACCACAGACAACCAGAGAUGUAGCCUUUAGAUAUGACUAUCACGGAAAAUACAUUUUAUAAAGUUGUCCAUUUUUUAAGUGCUUGGAAUACCUAUUCCAAAUAUAUGCUUCGUGUUCAGACAAGAUGAAAGUUGAGUAUUUCCAACCAAUUGUGAGACUACGUUGAAUAAAUAUUUCAAUUGUUAUCAAAGCAGCCAAGAACAAACUCAAAGUUCUUAAAGAUUAGGAGCGCUACAAUUCUACGAAAAGUCAUUGUUCGGAGCUGAAAAUGUUUCACAUUCAAAUCCCGAUUUAAACGAAGCAUUUGGUAACUUAGUAAACUGGCGGGCUGUGUGUAAAAUUGAAGAGUUGUUAUAGUCUGUCAGAUUAUUUUUGUAUAGUUUCAUUCGUUUACACGAGUGAUGGUGGCAGCAUGUAAUAAAAUGAGUUAAGUCGUA
This is a messenger RNA of Orbicella faveolata, 2915 nucleotides long. Its product is annotated as NADH-ubiquinone oxidoreductase 75 kDa subunit, mitochondrial-like. Gene Ontology annotation, biological process: ATP synthesis coupled electron transport. NCBI's taxonomy places the organism in Eukaryota, Metazoa, Cnidaria, Anthozoa, Scleractinia, Merulinidae. Gene Ontology annotation, cellular component: membrane. Gene Ontology annotation, molecular function: iron-sulfur cluster binding; NADH dehydrogenase (ubiquinone) activity. The record is from RefSeq and is a predicted model, not a curated record.